This is a messenger RNA of Sphenostylis stenocarpa, 1383 nucleotides long. NCBI's taxonomy places the organism in Eukaryota, Viridiplantae, Streptophyta, Magnoliopsida, Fabales, Fabaceae. The record is from the annotation of a GenBank genome assembly.
AUGGAUGAUGGAUCAUAUAAUUUUACUGAGGGUCUUCGUUUUUGUUUGUUUGGCCGGGAUUGGUACAACAAAGAGAAUGCAUUACGAGUCAAGAAAGUCGGUGCAAUUCUUGGUAUGAAAAUGACCCAUGUCCACGAUAUUCUCAUCUUUGAAUCAAGUCAGCAACUUCGGCAGCUCUGUCUUAAAAUGGCAGAAACAACAUUUACACUUACUAAGCUUAAUGGAAAUAUGUCUCCAAUGCACCCAAAUUCUAACCCCAUUACCAAACAAUAUGCAACAGAAGUAGUGCAUGGUCAUAAUAAAGAUGCAAUGAUCAAUGUAACUAAACCAGGGGUGGUGGCAAGGCUAAUGGGGCUUGAUUCACUGCCAAGUACCAACUUGGUACCGAGCACAAACACCCCAGAUUCAGUUCCAAGAAGUAGGUCAGUGAACUUUGUGGAUUACUUGCUCAAGUUUGAUACCAGCCAAGCCAACCAUCACCAAGUGAAAACCUCAGCAUCAUUCAGAGAGGUUCCCGCGCCGUUUGAUCAGCACAACAACAAAAAGACAAACCGUGACCUUGUUGUGCUCUACUGGGACAGUGGGAGUGAAGAUCAUAAAGUUGAAUCCCUUUUGAGGAUUCCAGAAAUGGGGUUGGAAGAAUCUAGACAGAGAAAGAAGCAGGGGAGCAAGAACAAGGAGAUUGUUGGUGUGACAAAGGAAAAGAACCUCAUAAAGAGAAAGAAGAUUUCCAAGUUCAAGAAUGAGCCUAGAGUGGUUCCACUUAAGCACGGUUCAAAGGUUCGAAAUCACAAUGAAGCUAAAGUUUUGGCACCAGUUUCUGCUUUCUCUAAGAGUUGUAGUAGUAAUAGAAGAAAAGGUACUAAUGGUCCUAGUGGUUCAAGAACAAGCUCAACAUUGCCAAAUAAGCAGAAAAAAGUGCUCUCUGAACCAAAACAGUCGAAAAAACCAAGAAAACAACAGUCAACAAAGAAGAUAGAGACUGAGUGUAGCUCAGAGAAUUUCAGUCCAAUCUCAGUCUUAAAUGACUACGACUUUUCAUUUCUUUAUGGACCUGAUUUUCCAGAUUACACAAGCUCCUUAACGCCGAAGACAGAGUGGGAAUUUUCAAGAGAACUGUUCUUGGAUGAUAAUGUUGGAAACAGAGCAAGCAAGGACAAAGAAUAUUCCUCCCCUGACAUCAACAACAAAAAGGAAUGUUUAUCAGAAUUAACAGUGAAGCUUUGCAAGUGUACAGAAAAUGAUUUGACAGAAUCAGAUUUCACAAGAAAACACAUGUGUGAGGGUGAAAACUACGAAGAUAUUUGUUGGGAGUAUGAGCAUAAAAUUUUAGACAUUUUACUGCACGAGUUUGUCAAUGAACUUGUGGAACUUUCAUAUUGA